This is a messenger RNA of Aspergillus calidoustus, 1143 nucleotides long. NCBI's taxonomy places the organism in Eukaryota, Fungi, Ascomycota, Eurotiomycetes, Eurotiales, Aspergillaceae. The record is from the annotation of a GenBank genome assembly.
UGGAAAAGCAUCCAUCAUGCAAAUUUCCCAGCAGGAGGUCGCGGCCAACGCCGUUCAAGCCAGGAGUCGCAUUCGCCAUCAUAUCUAUCAAACCCCUCUAAUCCCAGCCAGGCGAAUCGGUCAUGACCAGGGCGCGAAGGUUCUGUUUAAAGCAGAAAACUUUCAACUCACCGGAUCUUUCAAAAUACGAGGCGCACUUUCUAAACUGUCGUCCCCGUCAGCACAGGGACCCCUGAUCACAGCGUCGUCAGGUAACCACGGCAUUGGUGCCAGUCUUGCCGCGAGAGUGCUUGCAAAGGACCUUACCGUCGUCCUUCCCGAUACAGUCGUACAGGCAAAAUUGGACAAAAUCAAGUUGUUCGGUGUUGAAGUGAUCCUUCAUGGUGUGGAGACCGGCCUGGCGGAACAGCACGCGCAGCAGCUUGCUGCUUCAGGUUCCUACACUUAUAUUUCGCCGUACAACGACGCAGAAGUUAUUGCGGGACAAGGAACAAUCGGACUUGAAAUUCUUGAGCAGCUGGAAGAAGUCGACAAUGUCUUCAUUUCCAUGGGGGGCGGUGGGCUUCUCAGCGGCGUCGGAUCCGUUCUCAAAAGUUUUCGCCCCGAAACGAAGAUAUAUGGAGUCUCCGCCAGCAACUCCAAGGCGUUGGCAGCCUCUCUAACGGCCGGCCAUGUCGUGGAAACGGAUCAUUUCCCUACCCUGGCCGAGGCUGUGGCUGGUGGUAUUGAUCCCGAAACGAUAACACUAGGUCUGGCAAGCGCGGUCGUGGACUAUGUUAUUGAGUGCAACGAGGCAGAGAUCUUGAGCUCCGCACACGCUCUUGCUGUUCAGGAGAAUAUCAUCGCUGAGGGCUCCGCGGCGCUUGCUCUUGCCGGAUUCAACAAAGUCGCUGAGAAAUUGACCGGCCAAACGAGUGUCGUCCUUCUAUGUGGUGGGAACGUCGACCAUGAUUACAUCCGAAAGGCAGUAUGUAGCUAAUGUUUGAAAUGUAUUGGACAGUGUGAUGAAUUCAACCAAGUCUUCCCAUUUAACUUCACAACAAGCGUACUUCGUUGGCCGACAGACUCCGCUCAAGCCCAACCCCAUUCACCCCAGUACUUAUCUCCCCGCGACAAGGCACGCACCAGUCAAGAAGUCAUAGC